Cryphonectria parasitica EP155 is the source of this 2176-nucleotide messenger RNA. RefSeq names its product MFS general substrate transporter. The record is from RefSeq and is a predicted model, not a curated record. Bases 25 to 1839 code for a protein of 604 amino acids. NCBI's taxonomy places the organism in Eukaryota, Fungi, Ascomycota, Sordariomycetes, Diaporthales, Cryphonectriaceae. The transcript is spliced from 4 exons. Gene Ontology annotation, biological process: transmembrane transport. Gene Ontology annotation, molecular function: transmembrane transporter activity.
CCCGAGCCCGCACCUCCUAUCAACAUGGCGAACUCAACAUCGAGCGCGUCUCUGGCCUCUGCUGUCACCGUCACUGAGGCUGACGUUCAAUCCCACAGCUCUCGAGAGUCCCAAGUAAGCCAUUUCAAGGUGGUCUUCGACCCGGCCGGCGUGACCAAGGAGGCAUUGCAAUGGAGAUAUCCGGGCUCAGGGACGGAGGAGGAUCCCUUCGCUGUCGACUUCACACCAUGCGACCCUUUUAAUCCUCAGGGCUACACCGUCAAGAAGAAAUGGGCCAUCACCAUCCUGACCGCUUUUUCGACCUUGGCUGUUGCCUUUGUGAGCAGUGCCUUCUCCGGUGGCCUAACGUACAUCAUUGAGGAGUUUGGGGUGUCCGAGGAGCUUUCAAUCCUGGGAAUUUCUCUCUUCGUUGUUGGCUUCGCUGUCGGGCCUCUGUUGUGGGCGCCAAUGAGCGAGUCAUUUGGUCGCCAGGGCCUGUACUUUGUUACAUACGGCGCCAUGGUCGCCUUCAACGCAGCCGCUGCUGGAGUGCCUACGUUCUCUGGCCUCGUCAUUCUUCGAUUCUUCGCAGGCGCCUUUGGCUCAUCACCACUCACCAACUCGGGCGGUGUGAUUGCAGACAUGUUUUCCGCCUCGGACCGUGGGUUUGCCACGGCGUGUUUUGCUGCUGCCCCUUUCCUCGGCCCCUCUCUGGGACCGAUUGUAAGCGGAUUUCUCGGUGAGGCGGAAGGAUGGCGCUGGAUUGAGGGCGUCAUGGCCAUUUUCACCGGUGUGCUGUGGAUCGUGUGCUCGGCGCUCAUCCCCGAAACUUAUUCUCCAGUCCUCUUGAGGACUCGCGCCGCAAAGCUGGCCAAGCUGACAGGCAAGGUCUACGUCUCCAAGCUGGACUUGGGAAAGGACCGCAUCUCUCUACUCCGACGACUACGCAUCUCGCUCUCCCGACCCUGGACGCUCCUCUUCCGGGAGCCCAUCGUGUUCCUUGUGUCCAUCUACAUGGCUAUUGUCUAUGGCACCCUUUACAUGAUGUUCCCCGCCUUCCCCAUCAUCUUCGAGCUGGACAAGCACUGGAGUGCCGGUCUCUCGGGCCUGGCCUUUGUCGGUAUCUUGGUGGGCAUGGUCUUUGCCAUCGCCUAUGCCAUGGUCGACAAUAUCCGGUACACGAAGAUCUCGAAGAAGCUGGGCGGCGAUGUGCCACCAGAGGCGCGUCUCCCCGGUGCUAUUGUGGGGUCCAUCCUACUUCCCGUUGGUCUGUUCUGGUUCGCCUGGACGAAUGGCAAUAAUGUGCACUGGGUCGUCCCAAUCAUUGGCAGCGCUUUCUUUGCGACGGGUCUGGUGCUGGUGUUUUUGUCUCUGAUGAACUACCUCAUUGAUUCCUACGUGGUAUUUGCAGCCUCCGUGCUGGCCGCCAACGCAGUCCUCCGAUCCCUCUUCGGCGCAGCCUUCCCGCUCUUCACCGACCAGAUGUACACAAACCUCGGCAUCCACUGGGCGGCCUCGAUCCCCGCCUUCCUCUCGCUCGUCUGCAUCCCCUUCCCCAUCUUCUUCUGGAAAUACGGCCCCCACGUCCGCGCCAAGUGCAAGUUCGCCGCCGAGGCCGCCAGGGUGCUGCAGGAGAUGCGCGCCGACAACAACCUCGUCAUCGACGAGAGCGAGGCCGAGGAGGAGGUCCGCGACGCCGAGAGGAUGCAGAAGCUGGUCAAUGUGGCUGCUGCUGGUGCUGCGGGGCCUGCGUCGUCGUCGGAGAAGGAGAAGGAGGUCGACAUGGAGCCUGAGCUGCCUCUUGAAGCGCCGGUGGUUCGGGACGAGACGGAGAUCGAGAAGCCGCAGGAGGAGGUUUGAUGAUGAUUGGAGGUGGGCCUGUUAAGGCACAUGAUCACGAACGAACUCGUUGACACCCACGAUUUCAAGAACGUUUAUUGUGUUUGUUUUUUCUGAAAAUCCCCCGUUGAGAUACCUCAGCAUGGCACGGCGUUGCAUCAUAGAUGGAUUUGCUUUUUUUUUUUUCGUCUUCUUUUUAACAUGAUAUCUCAUGUUGGGAAAAAUGGGGGCCUGCAUUCUGGCGUCUAGGUUUUAAAGACAUAAUAGAAUGUAUAGCGAAGAGGCUAUAGAAGUGUACAUGAGACGGACGAUCAACACUAGAAUUGCGUCAGUUCAGACAAUCUAUCGAUAUAAAUCA